CCUUCCCCAGCGAGGUGGUUCGCAGUUGCUGCUGCUGCGAGGUGACAGGGUGAGCACAAGGCCAAGCCACGGCCACAGCACUGCAGUGCCCGCUGCCACUUCGCUGUGCGAUGUCGAUGAGCGGAGACCUCGGCUUCUGGGUGUGGCUUUUGAGCAGAGACAAGCCGCGUGGAAUAAGGCAGCGUCUUUUCGGUAUCUGCGUCUGCAGUUGGGUUCCCCCCAUAAUCGGAGCCGCCCUGAGCGCCAUGACGGGAGCGGCGGCACUGCUCUCCAGCGACCUCGUGGCGGCGACGGGCCCCGCCAACAUGUGCUGCGGCAUCUACUCGUGCAUCGGCGGCAGUUUCACCUUCUUCGCGAGGCGAGAACGCGUCCUGGUCAUCUUGACGGACAUGCGUGCCGUCGCCGUGGAGAUCGAGAUGAAAAUCGACUCGCACCACGGAGUGCAGAUGUUACUGGCGUCUUUACAUCGCAUUUAUCACCGACUAGUAUCAGUACAGUGCAGCAUCGGCGUCCUCAUGGUCACUGGUGUGGUCUUGCCAGUGCUGAUGACGGGCAGAACGUUUCAGCCAGUGUGGCCGCCUCCGCCCAACGACACCGUCGACCUGAUCAUAGGCAGCCUCCAGGCUAUCAUUGCGAUCACGGGAUGCAUGGGUUUCUACGCGGCCAUGGCUCUCAUCACGUGCCUGCAGACGUCUCUCAUUGGGCAGUACGGCGCCCUGAGCGCGUGGCUGCAGGCAGCGCAGACCGAGGAAGACUUGAGGCGGGCCAUCGCGCUGCACCAGAAGGUCAUGCGUUUGGCCCGGCAGGUGGAGUUUCUUUUCUACGACAGCUUGAUACAUUUCAUGGUUUGCUGCUUCUCAUCUCCUCUUAUCAGUGCUCUGCAGGCAAGUGGGUAUAAACUUUAA
This is a messenger RNA of Thrips palmi, 905 nucleotides long. RefSeq lists its product as uncharacterized. NCBI's taxonomy places the organism in Eukaryota, Metazoa, Arthropoda, Insecta, Thysanoptera, Thripidae. Bases 111 to 905 code for a protein of 264 amino acids. The record is from RefSeq and is a predicted model, not a curated record. The transcript has 6 exons.